Molecule: messenger RNA, 747 nt
Organism: Rotaria sp. Silwood1
Lineage: Eukaryota; Metazoa; Rotifera; Eurotatoria; Philodinida; Philodinidae
Source: the annotation of a GenBank genome assembly
AUGAAUGGAACUGAAAUUUUAGUUAUUGAUGGUCGAUCUCUUCGAAAGCGACGACAAGCAACCGGCGGUAAUACUUUAGGACAAAAUCUGAAUAACUUAUAUUCAAGUGGAUAUAGUAUUAUUCGGGAUAAUGUCGCUCCUGCAAUCAGUUCUGUUGCCAAUCAAUUUUCUCAAAAUCUGAAUCGAUAUCAACAAGGUUUUUAUCAAGGUAUUAAUCAAUUGGGCCAAAAUUAUGAUCAGUACAAACAAAACUUUUAUCAAGGCGUUUCACAGAUCGGUCCAACUUGGGAUCAAUACAAACAAAACUUAUAUCAAGGUGUUUCUCAAAUCGGUCCAACUUGGGACCAAUAUAAACAAAAUGCUAAUCAAGCUUUCAACCAAAUAGGUCAAGGAUUCAAUCGAUUCGGACAAAGCUUAAUUCCACAAUAUCCUUACAAUAAUAAUAAUAAUAACAUUGCUUAUAAUCAAAACGGUUAUUAUCCUCAGCAAUAUCCGAAUCCAAUUAACUAUAAUUAUAAUGUUCCUCCAAAUAUGUACCGAAAUUAUGAUGGAAGACCAGCGAAUCCGUAUGCAGGAAAUAAUUUUGUUCACUGGCGUGGAACACCGGGAGCAAAUGCUCAAUAUUAUUCAGGUAACAUUGGUGGACAAUCGUACCAAAAUUUUGGUGGACAACAACGUUCAAACGAAGGCAUUGCACCUAAUUCAGGCAUCUAUGCCAAUCAAAUGUCAGGCCGACGACGUAGAUAA